Molecule: messenger RNA, 1270 nt
Organism: Vicia villosa (hairy vetch)
Lineage: Eukaryota; Viridiplantae; Streptophyta; Magnoliopsida; Fabales; Fabaceae
Product: vestitone reductase-like
Exons: 3
Coding region: 31-1017 (328 amino acids)
Molecular function (GO): oxidoreductase activity, acting on the CH-OH group of donors, NAD or NADP as acceptor
Source: RefSeq, a predicted model, not a curated record
CAUUCAUACAGAACUAACAAAAUUGUGAUAAUGGCAGAAGGAAAAGGAAGAGUUUGUGUAACAGGAGGUACAGGUUUUAUUGGUUCAUGGAUCAUCAAGAGUCUCCUUGAAAAUGGUUACAGUGUUAAUACCACUGUUAGAGCUGAUCCAGAGAAAAAGAGAGAUCUUAGCUUUCUCACGGAUCUUCCAGGAGCAUCUGAAAAACUAAAAUUUUUCAAUGCCGAUCUUGACGAUCCAGAAAGUUUCAAUGAAGCAAUUGAAGGGUGCGUUGGAAUAUUCCACACCGCUGCUUCAGUUGAUUUUGAAGAGAAGGAACCAGAAGAAAUAGUGACAAAAAGAAGCAUUGAUGGAGCUUUAGGAAUUUUAAAAGCAUGCAAAAACUCUAAGACAGUAAAGAGAGUUGUUUACACUUCAAGUGCUUCUGCUGUUUAUUGUCAAGACAAAGAAAAAGAAAAAGAUGUAAUGGAUGAAAGUUAUUGGAGUGAUAUAGACAUUCUUAGAAAUUAUAAACCAUUCGGUUGGGCUUAUUCGGUUUCUAAGACACUAGCAGAGAAAGCUGUUCUUGAAUAUGGACAAGAAAAUGGAUUGGAAAUUGUGACUAUUAUACCAACUAUUGUUGUUGGACCCUUCAUUUGCCCUAAGCUUCCUACCUCUGUUUAUGGUGUACUACCUUACUUAUUUGGUAAUACUGCCAACAGUCCAAUAUCUCGUUUUCAUAUGGUGCAUGUUGAUGAUGUUGCACGAGCACAUAUAUUCUUACUUGAACAUGCUAAUCCAAAAGGAAGAUACAAUUGUUCACCAUUCCUUGCAACCGUUGAGGAAGUAGUUGACAUUGUUUCUUCAAAGCAUCCCGAAUUUCAAAUUCCAAAGUCCAAAUUGCUUGAGGGACCUAAAGGUCUCGAGCUUCCACAUUUAACAUCAAAAAAACUCACAGAUGCUGGAUUUGAGUUUAAACAUACUAUUGAGGAAAUGUUUGAGGAUGCAAUUCAAUCUUGCAAGGAAAAAUGUUUCUUUUAACCAUCAAAUUAACAAGAUGGUUAACCAUAAUUAAUAAAUAAGAUGUCAUUAGGCACGGCUUAAUAUUUAUUUGAUAUUUGAACACAUACGUUUCUCUUGUAUUUCGUCAUGUUGCAAUUGCUUUUGGUACAUGUUGUGCUAUUUUUUUACUUGUAUACUAUUUUUUUACUUGUUCACAACCCAAAAUCUGACCAACUGAGCUACGCGCUCAGUUUGUAUAACACACGCAUUCAAAUCAUUAUAUUUUAAAUUU